Messenger RNA from Oncorhynchus keta (chum salmon), 1137 nucleotides. Its product is annotated as protein CASP-like. Gene Ontology annotation, biological process: intra-Golgi vesicle-mediated transport. Gene Ontology annotation, cellular component: Golgi membrane. Lineage: Eukaryota; Metazoa; Chordata; Actinopteri; Salmoniformes; Salmonidae. The coding region runs from base 1 to 513 and encodes 170 amino acids. The transcript is spliced from 7 exons. The record is from RefSeq and is a predicted model, not a curated record.
AUGCUGGCCCUGCAGAGUGAGCUGGACAGCCUGCGUGCCGACAACAUCAAACUCUACGAGAAGAUCAAGUUCCUCCAGAGCUACCCUGGCAGGAGCUACCCUGGCAGGGUGAGUAGGUUCCUCCAGAGCUACCCUGGCAGGGUGAGUAGGUUCCUCCAGAGCUACCCUGGCAGGGCUGGAGGCAGUGAUGACACGGUUACGGUGCGUUACUCCUCCCAGUAUGAGGAAAGACUGGACCCCUUCGCCUCCUUCAGCAAGAGGGAACGCCAGCGCAGAUACCUGAGCCUCAGCCCCUGGGACAAGGUUACACUCAGCCUAGGUCGUGGUAUUCUCUCCAACAAGAUGGCCAGAACCAUUGCUUUCUUUUACACCCUCUUCCUGCAUUGCCUGGUCUUCCUGGUGCUGUAUAAGACAGCCUGGAGUGAGAGCAUCGGUCGAGACUGCUCUGCCUUCUGUGCUAAGAAGUACUCGGAUCACCUGCAUCGUUUCCAUGAGAACGGGGACAACCUGUGAUGUCAACCUGUGAUGUCAACCUGUGAUGACAACCUGUGAUGACAACCUGUGAUGUCAACAGGUCGUGGCGAGACUAAGGGCAGACUGGAAUAGCAGCUUUAUUUUCUCCAGUAGAUGAUUUUACCCACUGUGGGGUGUGCUUUCUCUCUGCUUUUUUGGGGGGGUUAAGAGUUUGGUUAAGGUUAGGUUAAGAGUUUGGUUAAGGUUAGGGUUAAUGUAAAGGUCAGUUAUAGAUGUUGGCUAGUCGGGCUGUCAGAAAAAUCCCCUUAGGCUCUCUCUCACCAGCUCUCUCCCCAGCUCUCUCCCCAGCUCUCUCUCCAGCUCUCUCUCCAGCUCUCUCCCCAGCUCUCUCCCCAGCUCUCUCUCCAGCUCUCUCUCCAGCUCUCUCCCCAGCUCUCUCCCCAGCUCUCUCCCCAGCUCUCUCUCCAGCUCUCUCCCCAGCUCUCUCCCCAGCUCUCUCCCCAGCUCUCUCCCCAGCUCUCUCCCCAGCUCUCUCCCCAGCUCUCUCCCCAGCUCUCUCCCCAGCUCUCUCCCCAGCUCUCUCUCCAGCUCUCUCUCCAGCUCUCUCUCCAGCUCUCUCUCCAGCUCUCUCCCCCCUGCUCUCCCCCAGCUCUCUCCCCAGCU